GUGAUAAUAAUCAGUUUUGGGACAAACAAACAGUAUCAGACGCUUCCGGCCGUCGUCAUGACAACCAAUCAGUGGGAGAAACACUGGCGAUCCCUGUGUCAUGAACCUAAUCAAAAACAAGUCAACAGUGUAUCCUGCUGGAGAACAGGUGAACUGCAACAGAGAAAUAAUUUCAUAUCAUCAACCGCGGUCUGUCAGAGAGAACCGUGUUCCCUGAAGUGUCUACGUCACGGAGCGGGACUACGACUGGAGAGUUCGGUCUGUGUACGUGCAGCAGCUCGUGUCUAGUCCUGAACAUGGAUCUGGAUCUGGAUUUUGGAGGUCGCUGCUUCUCUACCGCAGGAGAGAAAUUGCACACGUGUACAGACGAGGCGCUCAGCCAAUCACGACUGCACUGUGUGACGUCGCAGCUGUCAGUCAGCCAAUCAGAGACAAAAUAGUUCCGCGUCUGUGCUUGUUGUUUUUUCCUAAGCGGAAAACGGAAAAAAAAGGAUGAGAAGAAAAAAGAGGAGAGAAGAGAGUGACUGAAAGAAGAAGAGUUGAGGAUGAACAACAGACGUCUGUGAUUCUCCGAACAUGAGGCAGUCCUGACUCCUGAAUCCAGAAUCCGUUUGGUUUUUUGGAACUUUUUCACAGUAGCACUGUCACGUGACACUGCCCCCUGGUGACCAGUUGAACAAUUGUUUCAGUAGAUGACUGUUCUGAACCUCUCUCGUUGAGACUCCCCCUUCUCCCCCCUCACCCCUCCUGCUGUUGUUAAAGACCAUUUGACAGACUGAAGUGGUUGUCAUGGUGAUCACAGUGUUUACCUCACCAUGAAGAGGAGAGAGGAGGAGACAGAGGUGGAGGAGGACAGAGGAGGAGCCCAGAUCAGACGCUGCUCCAUCAGCUGUUCUUCCACUGAAUGUUCUAUGAAGCCCAGGUUCCACUUUGGUCUGGAACUGUUUAAAGGAACCCGUUCUUUCCGACCCUCAGGUGUGAAAACAGACGUCAUGGGCAGCUUCAAGGGCCACGCCCUUCCUGGAAGUUUCUUCUUCCUGGUUGGGCUCUGGUGGACAGGAAAAUAUGCGCUACUCCACGCCACACGCAGAAACAAGAACCUGGGUUCCUUUCGACUGGCUAGCAGAGCAACACAGCGCCGCCUGGAGGUGGCAGAGAGCUGCGUGGUCAUCCUCUUCUCUGUUGUGGGUGAGAAUGUUUCUGUUUUCCAUAUGAACUGCGUGAUCUUUAACUCCUGGCGGUCACGAAUACUGCUCUCUGUGGUGCCCCCUGCAGGAAUCCUGGCAGAACAGUUUGCUGCUAACGGUCCCAGGCUCCACUUGUACGACUCGGUGGAGAAACAUUGGGCGUUCCUGAUGAACUGGCAACAUUCCACCAUGUACCUGUUCUUUGGUCUUGCUGCCACGGUGACUGUGAUCCUCCACACCACAGAGGGCGCUCCUGUGGCCAUUGACCGACUGAUGCUGGCUGUGGCCUUCUUCAAUGAAGGCAAGAGACGCUACGCUAGGCUUCUGACUCUACUGGAACUCUUGGUCUCCAAUGGUUCCAGGGACUCUACUGGAACUCUUUUUUCCUGUGUGGUUCCAGGGUUCCUGUUCCUGUACCACCUCCACGGCAGGAGCGCGCUGGACGUCCACGUGCACCAGCUGCUGCUCUACGCCAUCUUUGGAGUGGCCAUCGUUGCCGCCCUAGAGGUUUUCCAGCGCGGUAACAUAAUCUUAGAACUGCUGCGCUGCUGCCUCACAGUUGUACAAGGAACCUGGUUCUGGCAGAUUGGUUUUGUGCUGUAUCCACCUGGUGGCGCCGACUGGGACCAGAAGGAUGUGGGGAACAUGAUGUUCAUCACCAUGUGCUACUCCUGGCAUCUGGCCUUCUCCAUGCUGAUCGUAGCUCUGCUCUACAGUGCCACCAGCUGUGGUGUUCGAUUCCGACUAAAGAACCCCCCACCUAUGGAGAUGGGACUGCUGAAGCCCCGAGGGAGAGAAGCGGAGUCUGAGGAGGAGAUUUGAUAGAGACCUGUCUGAAGAUCAAAGUCAUCAAAAAGAAACGAAAUCAGAGGAAAAAUCAGAGAGAAAUGAUGGAAGGAUGUGUGUGAUUCAGCAGAAUCAAAGACUUGGUCGUCUGUGAUUGGUUGUGGAGGUCGUCACUGACUCUUCUUCUUCAUCACCGUUGUUGUCGUCGUCUGAACCUGUUGUUUUUUUUUUUCAACACAGUUUUUUUUUCUGCUGUGAUGAAGGAAACGUCUCUUUGUUUCUAUUUUAAAUUAUUACAUUAAGGUCAAAAUGUUAUUUCAUGUGAUUAUCACAUUGUUUCUGCUCCUGUUUCUCUCAGACAUUGUUGCCAUCGUGUGGUGAGAAAUAGUCCCUACAAAAGUGAAGCAGACUUUAGUUGAAAAGUUUUCAUAGACAGGAGUUAAUGUUCAAAUGUUUGACGUCAUUAAACGAUUCAUGUUGUUGA
Cynoglossus semilaevis (tongue sole) is the source of this 2457-nucleotide messenger RNA. RefSeq names its product transmembrane protein 45a (gene tmem45a). The transcript has 4 exons. Lineage: Eukaryota; Metazoa; Chordata; Actinopteri; Pleuronectiformes; Cynoglossidae. The record is from RefSeq and is a predicted model, not a curated record. Bases 816 to 2009 code for a protein of 397 amino acids.